AUGUCCCACAGGAAACUUAGGUUUCCCACUGUCACUCUAUGCAGGAGUAGACUAAGCUGUGUGUGGCUGCUAUGGCUCCUGAUUGCAAGGUUCCGCACAGAGACAGUAAAUUACCACGUCUACGAGGAAGAGACCCCAGGGACAGUCAUCGGUGUCCUCUCUGAACACACUAUGCUUGAUUCAGCCAGUAAGAUUCCUAGAAAUUUCCGCCUGAUGAAGCAGUUCAACAGCUCUCUGAUCCGGGUGAAUGAGGCUGACGGACAGCUUACCGUCGGGGAGAGCGGUAUCGACCGAGAGCGGCUAUGCCAGCAGUCCCUGCAAUGCACUCUGGCUUUCGACGUGGUCAGUUUCUCCCAGUUAAUACAUGUCGAAGUGGAGGUGAGAGACAUCAAUGACCACUCCCCACGCUUUCCAGCCUCCGAGAUCUUUGUGGAGGUGUCCGAGAGCGUGGCUGUGGGCACCCACAUCUCCUUGGCAGUGGCCGUGGACGAGGACGUGGGUUACAACGCCCUCCAGAGCCUGCGUCUGGUUGAGCCACACAGCUCCUUUCGCGUGGAGCUGCAGACUCGAGCUGAUGGCACCAAAUGCGCUGACCUGGUGCUUUUGCAGGAGCUGGACCGUGAGAGUCAGGCUGCUUACAGCCUAGAGGUGGUGGCCCAGGACGGUGGAAGCCCCCCGCGCUCCACCACAGCCACCCUCAACGUUCGGGUUCUGGAUGCCAAUGACCACAGCCCAGCCUUCCCACAGGGCGCUGUCACCGAGGUGGAGCUGGAGGAGGACACUCCCGAGGGCUCCCUGCUACUCGAUCUGGACGCCACCGACCCAGACGAGGGCCCCAACGGUGAUGUAAUGUUCUCCUUCGGUGGCCGAACCUCCCCUGAGGCGCAGCUCCUUUUCCGCUUGGACCCGCUGUCAGGCCGCCUGACUCUGGCUGGGCCCGUGGAUUAUGAACAGAAGGACACCUACGAGCUGGACGUGAGGGCUCAGGACCAAGGCCCAGGGCCGCGUGUGUCCACUUGCAAGGUCAUCGUGCGCAUCCUCGACGUCAAUGACAACGCGCCGGAUAUAAUCAUCACUCCACUGGCAGUGGCCACCACCACCGCCUCCGACCACUCCAGCUUCUUCGCCUCUUCAGGGCCGGGAGGCCCGCAGCCUGGGGUGUCUUCUCUCAUCCGGGAGGGGGUGGCUCAAGGGAGCCUCGUGGCCCUGGUCAGCACCUCGGACAGGGAUUCCGGCUCCAAUGGACAGGUGCGUUGCGCCCUCUAUGGACACCAGCACUUUCGACUGCAGCCGGCCUACGCGGGCAGCUACCUAGUGGUGACAGCGGCUCCCCUGGAUCGCGAGCGCAUCUCAGAGUACAACCUGACCGUGGUGGCUGAGGACCGCGGAUCCCCUCCGCUGCGCACUGUGAAGCCCUACACCGUGCGCGUGGGAGACGAGAACGACAACGCUCCGCUCUUUGCGCGUCCCGUCUACGAAGUGUCAGUGACGGAGAACAACCCUCCGGGAGCCUACCUUACCACAGUGGUUGCUCGAGACCCAGACUUGGGCCGUAACGGCAGGGUGACCUAUCGGCUGUUAGAGGCCGAAGUGGGUUGGGGCGUGGGCCUGGUAUCCACCUACGUUUCUGUGGACCCGCGCACUGGGGUACUAAGGGCUCGGAGGAGCUUUGACCGCGAGGAGCUGGCCGGACUGGAGGUGGGGCUGGAGGCGCACGACGGUGGCUCUCCGCCCCAGUGGGGCCGGACCGUGGUGCGGCUGGUGGUGGAGGACCAGAACGACCACGCGCCCGAAGUGACUUCCCCACUGCUUUCCAAUGGCUCAGCUCGCGUGCCGCUGCCCCACGGGGCGCCCCCGGGCUUCCUGGUCACCCAGGUGUGGGCCCAUGACGAAGACGAGGGUCCCAAUGCCGAGCUGACUUACAUCCUCACCCACAGUGACGGCGGCCCCGGGGCGCUGGCGCUGCACCCGCACACGGGCGAGCUGUCGCUGCAGCAGCGGCUGUCGCCUUGGCCCACCGACCUUCUCACCUUGGUGGUCACAGUGCGGGACGGCGGGCGGCCGUCCCUCUCCUGCACCGCCACCCUGUCCUUGGUCCCCGCGCCUGCCUCUCCCCCUGGCGGAAAUGUGGUGUUGGUGCCACCUCCACCCCUGCCACCGCCUUCAAGAGAGGAGCUGACUGGGGCGCAGCAGGGGCGGCUGCAGAGGGGUUUCGAGUGGAGUCCUGACCUCUCCACUAUCUGCAUUGGGGCGCUGGCCGGUGGAUGCGGGCUGCUGCUCGUGGCCAUCGUCACCGUGGCCUCCUCGUGCCGGGGUAGGGGCCUGGUCGGGAGGAAGGCGUUUUUCAAGGGCAGCACGAGAUCAGGACUGGCCAGCUCAGACAGCCAGACAUUUGGCAGCCAGGGGUCUCCUGGAGGGUCGGAUAGUAAUGACUUUGAGAGCCUCGAAGAGUCUUACCAUCUUUCUGUCACAGAUGAAGUCGAGAAAGAGGAGGAGGAAGAGGAGACUUUCAGCACACUUCGUUCGAGGGACUGUGGGGUUUCCCUUUCUCCCUCAUCUCCAGAGAGGAAUAAGACUCCCAAGUCCCAGGGUUCAAUCUCAGCUCCUUUUCAUUCCACAUCUCUGUGGCAAGAGGAUAAAUCUGCUUCAAGUUUAGGUACCCAUUCAAGACCAGAUGAAUCCAGUGUGAAGGACAGUGGGAAAGGAGACAGUGAAUGUAAUGACAGUGAUUCUGAUAUUAGUGGAGAAGGGGUCAAGAAAAUAUCUUUUCAGAUAACUGAAAAGCAAGCUGGUGUUCUGGGAAGUAUGGCAAGAAGAACUUUUAAGGAUCCUGAAAGAUCAUUUUUAAUGUGGGAGUCCCAAGCAAGCAAGAAUCUUUCAUCACACUAUGACAAGGCCUAUAGGAUUGCAUUUUCUUCAGGUGUCAUCCAUCAGCAUCUUUCUCAGCUGAGAAAUACUAAUUUUCAUACAGAAGACUCUAAGCUAAAAGAGUAUUAUUAUCAAGGUAGUGCCCCCCAGAGUGAAAGUCUGCCAAAUGUGUAUGAAAGAACCCCGAACAGUGGGACAAUGAUGCCACCUUCUACUCCGUUAAGACAGUAUAAUGGAUUAAAUCAUCCCCCAGAGAACACUUUAACUUUGCACACCUCUGAAAUAAGCACAUCAUUCUGAAAUGCCAAAGAAUGUAGGGGGAAAAACCAUGGAAAUACAUAUAUUUCUGUGUUUGUGAUAGUUUCUUUAAGACAAGUGGUAGAAUAAACCUUUGAUUUUUCUGAAGGUUUCUUUAAGCUAUGAAAACAUCAAUGCUGGGGAUACAUUAUAGGACCCAACUAUUUUACCAAAGAUUCUUAUUGAGAGUAACAUUAGAAUAAAUAGUAUUUGUUGUUACAGAUGUAAAAAUUGCAAGAUGUAUUUUAUAUAUUGACACAAUUUAUAGAUGUAAAUGAAAAGAGUAGUUCUCAAUGUUUAUUUGUACUUCAAGGUGUAUGUGAUUCAAUUAUUAAGCUAACUCAGCUUCAAAAUAAUGUAAAACUGGGAAGAGUUCUCAGGAACUACUUGGUUCUCCCCUUCAAGGUAGCUUGAGAGGACCCAGAGCCACUUCUGUGGUUUAAACUUGUAGGCACAUUUUAAUGCUUGGCAACAUUGACUGGUUUGAAUAUUAAGACAGAGAUCGUCCUCUGCCCAUAGCUUUCUCUUCUUCUUCUAGUUAGCAACAAUUAAUUCAGCCAUCCCCAGUGAUAUCCACAUGGUUUUGUAUAUUGCAUGUUACACAGCUAUGUGUAAUUUCUAUAUAGAAGUUGUAUGGUAUAAUUCCUCAGAGAUUUACUUCUCAAGCAAUAUAGCUUCUUAAAGUUAAAAGAAGAUACCCAAUAAUCUAAUAUUGUCCUUAGGCCUGAAAAGCUUCCAAUAGGUUGUCAAUCUUAACCUCUACCACUUUAAAUCCAAAAUCGAAGUAAUUGUAAUUUCAAUUUAAAUUACCAAAAAAAAAUAUCUACUCAUCUUUAUUCCUAUAGCUUAUCAAGAAAUGUUCCUGUAUUCAUCAAAGUCAGUCCUUGGUGGUAAAUUGGUAAAUUCAUUUAAGUCUGUCCAAUGGCUUAUAUGUCCUUUUUAAUACUUCAGUAAUUAUUCUCUUCUUGUUGUUCAGUCUUGUCUGACUUUUUGUGACCACAA
Molecule: messenger RNA, 4167 nt
Organism: Phascolarctos cinereus (koala)
Lineage: Eukaryota; Metazoa; Chordata; Mammalia; Diprotodontia; Phascolarctidae
Source: RefSeq, a predicted model, not a curated record